Chara braunii is the source of this 3650-nucleotide messenger RNA. Lineage: Eukaryota; Viridiplantae; Streptophyta; Charophyceae; Charales; Characeae. The record is from the annotation of a GenBank genome assembly.
CCUUAGGAAACUCCAUUUGUGUGUUCGGGACGAGGGUGGUCCAACUCCUGCGUGACGCGGCCGAGAGGGUCCCGCGCUGCCGCGUGCGGUGCCGGACCGAUGCGCCCGACAGGUUGCGCCGUUGCUGUGGAUAACGGAAAGCCUACCGUUGUCCCUGGUGGAACGACAUCUGGGUAUGAGAAGGCAAUCAAGGCAACGGAGGGAGGGGUGGAGGAAGGGGGCGAGGCAGGAAUGGCGGCGGAAGAGGAGGGCAAUGGAAUGGUCAAGGCCAGGGGAAUCAAGGUCAAGGGAAUCAAGGCCAGGGGUACCAAGGCCAGGGGUACCAAGGCCAGGGGGAUCAGGGAAGUCAGGGGCUAUCUUAUUUGGCAAGCGCCGAAUGGGUAUGAAAGGAGGGCCGAGCUAGUCCUCAAACCCUUUGAAGAAGAGGAUCCCUGGGGUGGUAAGGGUGUUCAGUGGAUGACGGAGUUAGCGUUGGUCAGCUCGCAUAGGUUGGUGGAGGACGUGAGGACGAUUGAGGAAGGACCUGGCCAGGUAGAACGGCAUGAGGACCUGAUGGGAGGAAUGUAUCUCCUCGUCAACACGUUAUUGCAAGAAAGCCUUGGCCAGUCAGGCUCGUUGAACUCGGCAGGGAAUAUGGACGAAAUGCCCGAGAGCCAGGACGACGAAUUCGAGGAGGGGGAGAUUAAGGAGGUCUUUCGUGCAGAGGAGUAUGAUGGGAUCUACCUAGAGCUGGGAAUUAUUUUGUCCUGCGAAAUGCGGCUAAGGGAUGCAAGCGAUAGGGCUCUGAGGAUGCUGCAGCGCUACUUAGUGCGAGACGGCCACCUUUUCGUGAGAAGAGAAGUGGGGAGUCCCAGGAGAGUCGCCUGCGGUAGGAAUCGUCUGAUCGACGUCGUAGCAGCGCUUCACGAUGGCAUUGCGGGAGGGCAUCGAGGGGUACAAGCCAGGUAUGCCAAGAUAAGUGAGUUGUAUUACUGGGAUGGGAUGAUGGACAUGGUCGGAAAGUUGUGUCGAUCUUGCGUACCUUGUCAGGAGAGAUCCCGUUUAAGGCAAGGAGAGUCACUGCAUCCAAGGCUAGAGCGAGAGGUGGGGGCUGUAGUGCAUCUCGAUCUACUUUUUAUGUCGCUUGGGGAUCAAGGCUAUAACUAUAUCUUCGAUGCGCGCGAUAACCUAUCUAACUUUGUAGACGGGCGUGUUAUUCGCACAAAGACGGGGUCAGUCCUGGUGAGCUGCAUCGAAGAGUAUUACCUACGCCAUCCUUUCGUCAAGGAAUUCAUAAUGGACAGGGGAUCAGAGUUUACCUGCCAGGAGGUGCAAGAACUGUUAUCAAGCUUCUGGGAGCAUGCGCGGCGUAUGGGUUGGACUGUGACCCAGGGGAUUGAGAGGCUGAGGGGAGUUGGCAGAUUCGAGGAGCCCGUCGCACGGAUCCGUAGAGAGGCGACGACGAGGUUAGAGGCGGAGUUGAGGAUGCAGGAGCUGCGACCCUCGCCUGUGGGACCUGAUGGCAGGCCGAUCCGCCUGGAGAUUGGAAAUGCGUCGGACUUCAUCCCCGCGUUUGAGUGGUUCAUGCAGGGGCAAGAGGAGGUGCCACAAGAGGAGGUGCCACAGGAGGAGGUACCACGAGAGGAGGUGCCACGAGAGGAGGUGCCACAGGAGGAGGUACCACGAGAGGAGGUGCCACGAGAGGAGGUGCCACAGGAGGAGGUACCACGAGAGGUGGUGCCACGAGAGGAGGUGCCGCGGAAGGAGGUCCAGGAUACUCAGAGAGAGAGAGGGCUGGGCGAUGAGGGAAGACGUGCAGGGAAGGAAGUAAUAGAGGUUGGAGAGGACACGCCCCCACAGACGCCAGCGGUGGGUUUGAGACUCGGGGUUGCAACAAAGAGCACUCGGCAGACGGGGGAGAGAUUGCAGAGAGAGGAGGCCCCAUUACCUUCAUCAGAAAAGACUCCUUCGCCAGAGGGGAGAGCAGAAAGGAGGAGGGAGAGGGAAGCUGUAAGGAGAGAAGCCUUGACCUUGAUUGACAGGCACCUAGCAGCUCAUGCCCUGGAGCACCCAGACCUGGAGGAGCUAGCACCUGCAGAGCCGCGCCAGGAACCAUGCCAGCCCGAGAAGGAGGUGGAGGCAGAAAUCCCGAAGAGGGUCGACCUCCGCACGAGGGAAAGGGCGCCAGCUGGAGAGACAGCAGAGGAAAAGAAGGCGAGAAGAACCAGGAGGAUAGAAGAGGUAUGGCAAGAGAGGCAGAGGUUGGAGGUGGCGGGGACACUUCCGGAGCAGCAGCAGGAGAGGCAGAGAUCGGAGGCAGCAGGAGCACUCCCGGGUCAGCCACCCAACGAGCCAGCUAGGGCCCCGGAGAUCCCUGAGAUGUGGAGGGGCUUCUGGGAGCAGAGAGGAGAGGAGCUUCCUUCGCCAGUCAGAGUUGGGUUUGGGGUAGCAAGAAAGGCGGAAGAAAGAUUGGACCGAGAAAUCAAGUUCCUGGCCAAGACAACUUUUGACCGGCACUUGUUAUUUGAGAGCGAUCUGGCGGGAAAGAAGACAAAGGAAGAAGGUCAUGGAGUACGCCUGGAGGCUAUGGAGGUGGAAAUCCAGGAACUCGGGGCAUUGGUGGCCAGCCAGGCAGCCAUCAUCGAGAGCCUGAGGCAGCAAACUCAGGGAAAGGUGGACAAGCCAGAGAGUAGCCGGCAGGGAGAGCAGAGGCAUCCAGGACAGGGAUUGCCAGGGCAGCCAUCUGCGGCAGGGCCUCACCAGGAGCCACCUAUGGGGAGAGUUAUCUUCGAGCCAGAGGAGGCGAGAGCCCAGAGACAGGCGGAGACAGAGGCGUUAGAGUUCAGAGCCCCUACCGAACUUGCGACGCUACCAGUGGCGGCGACGAGCCCAGUCAUACCUUUGGCAGUAGAGGAGGGGCUGCCACCAUCUAGCAGUGAGUCGGCUCAAGGCUCAGCAAAGGGAUCCAUGGGCGUGCUCCUUGAGGCGGUGCACACUAUGCAGGAAGAGGCGAGUUUGUUUUCACCCGAGCAGAGGAUAGAGAAGCCUCUUGAGAGAGAGAUGGGGAUUGAGGCGGAGGGUGUCAUCGAGGGCAGGCUCCAGAGGUUGGGCACGCCUGAGUAUGAGCCAGAGGAGAUUGAGCAGCAGCCCGUGGUGGUGCCAGGAGAGAUGCUCGAGAGGAGACCUCAGAGGUUGGACGUGCCUGAGUGCGUCCCAGCGACAGGGAAUUUGAGGAGCAGACUGGGAUCUUGGGCUACAGGAUUUGGGUCUGGGGGAUCGGUUCCUGGGAUAGAGCAGCAGGAGGUCGUUAGUACCGCAACUCCUCGAUCAGAGCAGCAAGGGGAUGUCAGUACCUUGGUAGGAUCUCCUUCAUCGCCAUCUCCUCAGCCCAAGAAGAAGAAUUUCAAGAGGAAGGUUGAUCAACUAUGCUUUUACUGCAAGAGGGGCAUGCAUCUGGCUCUGGACUGUCUCGAGUUCCUUGAGGAUAAGGUAGAAGGGAAGGUCUCUGAAGUAGGGGGUAAGAUGUAUGAUAGACAGGGUAUGAUAGUAGAGAAGUCCGCAGAUAGACUUAGGGCUCAGUUAUAUAGGCAAAACCAGGAGGAGUUGAGGAGGUAGGGUCGGUUUGUCUAUGUAAGUGGUCGAGUAUCUUGUGAGGCAUCAGCUUAGGCUCU